Cheilinus undulatus (humphead wrasse) is the source of this 1366-nucleotide messenger RNA. RefSeq names its product prosaposin (gene sftpba). Gene Ontology annotation, biological process: sphingolipid metabolic process. The record is from RefSeq and is a predicted model, not a curated record. The transcript has 10 exons. NCBI's taxonomy places the organism in Eukaryota, Metazoa, Chordata, Actinopteri, Labriformes, Labridae. Bases 116 to 928 code for a protein of 270 amino acids. Gene Ontology annotation, cellular component: lysosome.
GUUGGUGGGGGCUGCAGUGUUAGGUGGGCUAUGCCAAAUAUAAGCUGCAGCUACAGCUCUCUGUACAGAUCACAGGAGGGAAGACGCUUAACGAGGAGCCUGAAAAUCACAGAAGAUGGCCUUGCUUAAGAUCGUUUUGCUUCUCUUCAUUUGCCUUGAAGGCUGUGCUCUGUCUUCAGCUUUUAAUGAUGGUGAUGGUCUGAAGAAAGUCCCAGACCCCCUGACAGAAAAUGGGGACAUCUGCAAGGACUGUACCCAAAUAUUUGAACUUCUCGCUGACCUCCUGUCCAACGCAGACCUCCAGAAAAAGAUCAUGGAUGCCAUUGACCACAUGUGUGACAUUCUGCCUGGACCACCUGGCACUGCCAAGAUCUGCAAAGAUGAGGUUCAGAAGUUGCUCCCAGUGGCCAUCAAGUUCCUCACCUCUUUUGUUAAACCAGCAGAGCUCUGCAAAACCAUUGGCCUGUGUGGUUCCAGCGAUAAGCGGGACAAGAUGCUCAGCUACUUCCUAAAGGAGGUCCUUCAGGCUGCUAUGGACAGAGAAAAUGGGACUCCCUCCAAAGAAUGUUCCUUUUGCAUUUUUCUUGUCAAGACACUGGAGGAUCUUCUGCCAAAACAAAGGACUGAGGAUGCUGUGAUUGAACUGCUGGAGGAGAUAUGUCAUAUUUUGCCCUCCGCCUACCGAAAUCAGUGUGAGUCUGUCGUUGGAAAGUUCACCAAGACAGUGCUGGAUGCCAUUUUGAGUUACGCCACCCCUCAGGCCAUCUGUGCUCUCAUUCACAUGUGUGAUGGUCAGGAGGCCGCUGUUGUGGACCCGUGCACUUUGCCAUUGUACAUGUGCAAAGAUUUCAAGACUGCAUUCCAAUGUGGAACUGUGUUCUACUGCCAGAAAUUUGCCUGGAAGCCUCUCAGCUCCAACACAAUGUAAAACGUCAAGGGUUGGAUAAAAUGUACAAGCCAACAUAGACGACUUACUGCACAUCCUUCUGCAGAAAAUAUUCAGUCAAUAUUUAAUCGCUUUACACCUGUGGCUUUUCACCUGAUAGGACUACUUUCAAAUGCUGAUUUAAUAUCUUUCCUCUUUUUGUGGUUCUACUUUGCACAUACUGUGUGCACUGAGUCAACAAAACAAGGACCUAGCUUGACAAAAGGGUUAUUUGAACUCUAGAAAUGAGAGGAAUGUUGAAAAGAUAUGGGAGCUCAGCCGUCAAAUAAGGAACUUGAAUGAUUAUAACCAAUGACUGAAAUGUUAUUCUUGUUUUUCUACUCACUAUUCAACUGCAUUUUUUAAUGUUUCAUGGAAACAACCUACUUUGAUAAACUUUUCUUUUUUAUAUCUUUCAUCUGAAUAAAAUUUGGAACAAGA